CUGGCUAGGCCCCAGCCCUGAGCGCCCUCCUGAUCCAGCCGGCGGCGCCCCAAUCCUGGCCCGGUGGGCGCCCCGCACCCUGUUCUCCUGCCUCGAGAAUCGACUCCGCUUGUUCCCCCCACCCCCCGUGCCUGCCGGGGCAGCAUCUCCCGCACACGACCCGAGAAUCCCGCACUGAGCUGGCCGGGGACCCUAGACAGGGCCCUAGAGGAGACAGGGCCCCCUGCGUCCUGGCCGGCCGCCCACAGCCCCGCGAGCACCCGGACAUGGAAGAGUUCCGGCGCGCCUACAGCCGUCUGUGUCAGGAGCGCGGCGCCGAGCCCCAGGAGGCCGUGCUGCGGCAGCUGCAGGAGCCCCGGAGGGGCCGGCUGGACCUGGCCACGCAGAGCUUGACGGCCGACACCUGCGGGGCCCUAGGCUGGCUACUGCAGAGCCAGACGCUGUUCACCGAGCUGGUGCUGAGCGACUGCAUGCUGAGCGAGGAAGGGGCCAGGCUGCUUCUCCAGGGGCUCUGCUCCAAUACCGUUGUGCGGCUCCUGGACCUAAAGGGCAAUAACCUCUGUGGCACGGGGGCUGAGGUGCUGGGGAAGCUCCUGCGACAGAACAAGUCCAUUCAGAGCCUUACCCUGGAGUGGAACAACCUGGGCUCAUGGGAGGAGGCCUUCGCCACCUUCUGCACGGGCCUGGGGGCCAACACCACCCUGCGGCAGCUGGACCUCCGCAACAACCAGGUCAACCACAAGGGGGCCGAAGAGCUGGCCCUGGCCCUGAAGAGAAACUCCAGCCUCCAGCAGCUGGACCUGCGCUGGAACAACAUGGGCCUCCUGGGGGGCCGGGCCCUGGUGAACUGUUUCCCCAGCAACAGAACCCUGUGGAGGCUGCAGCUGGCUGGGAACAACAUCCCUGGUGACGUUCUCAGAGCCGUGGAGCAGGCCGUGGAUCACAACCAGGACCGGCAGGCGGCGUUCCAGGAGAGCCAAGCCCGCACCCACGUUCUCAGCAAGGAGGUGCGCAGCCUGCGGGAGGAGAAGUCCAAGCAGUUUGUGGGCCUGAUGGAGACCAUUGACAAGCAACGAGAAGAGAUAGCCCGGAGCAACAGGACGUCAGCUGCCCGCAUGGGCCAGCUGCAGGAUGCCCUGAACGAGAGGCACUCCAUCAUCAACGCUCUCAAGGCCAAGCUACAGAUGACGGAGGCCGCCCUGGCGCUGUCAGAGCAGAAGGUGCAGGAGCUGGGGGAGCUGCUGGCCGCUGCAGAGCAGAAGCAGUGCCAGGAGCGGAGGCUGGAGCAGCAGGAAGCCGCGGAGCGCGAGUCCAAGCUCCUCAGGGACGUGUCUGCUGCCAAGGAGAAGAACCUGCAGCUGGGCAACCAGGUGGAUGAGCUGGAGCGGAAGGUGAAGUCCCUGCAGGAGCAGCUGUUCCUGGCCAGGCAGGAGCUGACCACCACGGUGGCUGAGCUGAAACUGCGGGCUGUCCAGGCUGAAGAGCGCCUGGACUCGGAGAAGAGGAGAUUCAAGCAGAGCCUGGAGACCUCAGAGCAGCUGCGUGUCAGAGAGGUGGAGCACAUGGCCCGCCAUGUGGAGGAAAGCGAGCGGGCCCUGCAGGAGCGGGUGCAGAGGCUGGAGGCCACGAGGCUGACCCUGGAGGAGGAGCUGAGCCACGUGAAGGCAGCCGCACUCAUCGAUCGAGGUCAGGCGGAGGAGGAGCUCAUCAAGGCCAAGAGCCAGGUCCGCCUGGAGGAGCAACAGCGCCUGGCCCACCUGGAGGAGAAGCUCCGGCUGCUGGCACAGGCGCGGGAUGAGGCCCAGAAUGCCUGCCUGCAGCGGAAGCAGGUAGUGACUGAGGCCCAGGCGAGGGCCAGCCAGCUCAGCCUGCAGGUGGACGGCCUGCGGCGGCGUCUGGAGGAGCUGCAGCAGGAGCUGAGCGACAAGGAGCAGGAGAAGGUGGCCGAGGUGAACCGGGUGCGGGUGGAGCUACAGGAGCAGAUUGGGCGCCUGCAGGCCGAGCUGACGACCCAGGAGGGGCUGAGGGAGAAGGUGGCCGCCCUGGAGCGCCAGCUGAAAGUGAUCUCAAGUGACCACCGGGAGGCGCUGCUGGACAGAGAGAGCGAGAAUGCCUCCCUGCGGGAGAGGCUGCGGCUCAAGGAGGUGGAGAUCGCGCGGAUCUGCGACGAGGAGGCCCAGAGAGCUAGCUUCCUGCAGAACGCCGUCCUGGCUUACGUGCAGGGGGCGCCCGUGAGGGCCCUGAGCCCCCACAAGUGAGGGAGGCCGGGCGGCCCGGGGCGGGGGCCGGAGCGCAGUGUCUGGAGGUGAUGGUGUAGAGAGGAGACUGCGCCCCUUCCCUGGCCGUAGACGGCGUGUGCCGCCGUGCAGACAGACAGAUCGACAGCUGAGUCCUGAAGUAAUCGGUGGGGCCUCCUCGCAUCUGCCCAGAUGGAGCUGCGGAACCAAUGCAGCCUGCCACCAGGGUGUCCGCCCUGGGACUGGGUGAUCAGAGCUCUGAGUCCAGAGGGGCCCCUUCUUCACCUCGUCCCCCCUCCUACAGUGAUGUGCCUUUCGAGGGCGGCUGGUGGAGGGACAGGGCCUGAGCCGGCUCCCCACCCGUCCGAGGUCCCUCUUUGUAAUCAUUUUUACAACGGAGCCAAGGCCGCUGUAGGCCCAGCUGUCUGCAGUGCGGACUUGUGACCGUGGUUUGGAAUACAGGACUUUUGUACUUUGUCAUA
This is a messenger RNA of Trichechus manatus latirostris (Florida manatee), 2719 nucleotides long. It is a transcript of the gene LRRC45, whose product is annotated as leucine rich repeat containing 45. NCBI's taxonomy places the organism in Eukaryota, Metazoa, Chordata, Mammalia, Sirenia, Trichechidae. The record is from RefSeq and is a predicted model, not a curated record. Gene Ontology annotation, cellular component: centrosome. The coding region runs from base 267 to 2258 and encodes 663 amino acids. The transcript is spliced from 17 exons. Gene Ontology annotation, molecular function: protein binding.